AUGGGGGGGGUAGGGGUCGAUGGGGGGACGACGGCGGCGGCGGCGGCGGCGCGCGGCGCGACGGCGCGCGCGUCCGAGAGCGAUGAUUCAGCCACGGAUGGGAGCUCGGCGUCGGUGAGCGCGGAGAAGAGGUCUCUUUUGGUCGACGCCGCGGAUGGAGUGGAGGCGUGGGAGGUUCGGGAGAAACGGCGUCGGAAGAGCGCGCGCGGGAAGCCGCCGAGAAAGUCAAAGGCGGGCGAGGACGUCGACGGGAACGCUCGGGAGGAGCCGUACGUGACGACGCCAGAGUUGGAGGACAGCGCGAGGGCGAGUCCGAGCGUGGUAGACGUGGGCGUGCUCACGGAGGAGGGUGAGAAAUCUAGGGAAAUACUCGGCGCGCGCGUCGUCGUGGGCGCCGCGCUCGCGCAGGGACAACGUCAAUACAUGGAGGAUAGGUACAGCACCGUGCUGGAUCUCAAGCCCGAGGGCGUGGUCGAGUGCGAUGGUAUCCGUCGUUCCUUCUUGGGCGUGUUCGACGGACAUAACGGCGAUUGGGCGGCGCAGUUUGCGAGCGAGCGCUUGCACACGUUUCUCAACCAGGACAUUCUGACGCGAAACGCGUCGCCAUCCUGCCCCGACGCGACCGCUCAGUACAACGCUGAGAUGGAAAAAUCAUUAAAGAAGAUGUACAUGGACUGCGAUGCGGUAAUCCUGGACUCGACGUCGCAGCAGGGGAGACGCGACGGGAGCACCGCGUUGAGCAUCUUGCAAGUGGGCAACGCCCUCUUCACCGCGCACGCCGGGGAUUCGCGCGCCGUCGUCGGCUACGCCGACGGCCGCACCCGCGCUAUGACGGAAGACCACAAGCCGUCCACCGUCACCGAACGUCGUCGCGUGACGGAGAUUGGAGGAAGGAUUGAGUUCUGCGGCUGCUGGCGCGUCAUCGCGGACCAUCCAUUCAAGCCGGUUCGCGCCGCCUUAGCCGUCUCGCGUUCGCUCGGCGACAUCGAUUUCAAGCGCCCAAAGGAUACCGGAGUCACAGCCGAGCCCGAUGUUCAACGUUACGAGCUCAAUAAGAAUGUCAACUUUGUCAUCCUCGCGACGGACGGCAUGUGGGAUGUCAUUCGCGACCAAGAGGCGGGAGACAUUGCUCGAGGCAAGCUCACCGAGCACGGUGUCUUGCUCGAUGGCGAGUGCACGACCUCGGACCUGACCGCCAUCGAGAGCGCGUGUAACGAAGCCGCCAAGGAGUUACUCGAAACAAGCUUGAGGAGGGGAACGAACGACAACGUGACGGUGGUUGUUGCGAUGUACGUUCACUAA
This is a messenger RNA of Ostreococcus tauri, 1302 nucleotides long. RefSeq names its product Protein phosphatase 2C. The transcript has a single exon. Gene Ontology annotation, molecular function: protein serine/threonine phosphatase activity. Lineage: Eukaryota; Viridiplantae; Chlorophyta; Mamiellophyceae; Mamiellales; Bathycoccaceae. Gene Ontology annotation, biological process: protein dephosphorylation. Bases 1 to 1302 code for a protein of 433 amino acids. The record is from RefSeq and is a predicted model, not a curated record.